AUGGAGAACUAUCAAGAGUUAACGUUGUGCAUACGCAACAAUUACAUGACAGGAAAGCUGAACGAGCCGUGUGAUGCGAAUUCUGCCGAAGCUUCCUCGAAGGACUUCCUUCUUCAGCUUCAGCAGUCCGCCAAGGUUCUGCUGGAAGAGAUGCAGCAAAUUAAAGGGGGCAAAUAUUUCCUAGAGUACAAGCAAGGCGUUUCCGAUGGAAUAAUAUCUCGUCUAAACAAAGUGAACGUUAUGAUUUUAGAUGCGUGCAAAAUCGGAAAGGAGGUUGCAUCUCUUCUAAAAAAGUUCGGGUCUCUGAAGCGUGACGUGGUGCGCAAGGAGACUAAGUAUAUGAAGCUUAGGAAGCCCAUUUGCGAAAGUAAGCGGUACAUGGAUCAGGUGAAGAAGAUGGAGAAAGCCGAGCUAAAAUUCGAGCAACAUCGUAAAAAAUUCGAUGAGUGCUACAACGAAAUCAUGCAGAAUCAGUUGUUUGCCUCCGGCCGCAUAAUGGAUGAUUUUUUUGGGCUCAACUUGAAGUACUAUGCGAAUCUUUUGCAGGUUAUCAGUUGUAUAGCGCCAGAUGGCAUUAGUACGCUGGAGGGGAUGGUUUCUGCCUACUUUGCCUUGAGUCAACGCAUGGGUGUAGAAUUGGGGCACUUAGAGGAGAGCGUUAUGAGUGGCCCGAACAACUUGAGAGUCCCCUUGCACAGAGUUUCGAACUCUAAGGGAGCGCUAGAGAUGGACUUCACUCAGCCUUCGCGCACCUCCGUUCGCAAUUUCACAAGUUAUUGCUAUGCUUGCAUCAAUGGGGAGUUGCGGGACCCAUCCACUCCGCGCACGGUACGCGUCAGCGAGCCAAACAUCGCCCCCGUUACUGUCGACGUGAGCAAUGAGCCCAUGCCGCGGCAGCCCGAUGACAUCUCAUUCUUUCUUAUCGAGAAGGAGAGAAGGCAGCCCCCAAACUUCUCUUUGGAUCCCAUGUGCUCGGUCUCCGAGGGGGUUUCUCCCCCCCUGGCCGGGGACGUGAACCGGGCCUUCAUAAGCAGCUCCCCACAGGUUAGGUGCCCGAAGACCAAUUCCAUGCCGGCCUCAGAGAUCUUGCGGCAGGCCCAACCCUCUUUUCACGACGCGCACCAGAGGCUUUUCAACGUGUCGGACCCGGCCGAGGAUCACGCCCGGGACGUCCGGUACAGCCUCGCUUCCGCCGCCGACGCGACCCGCUCGCGGCAGCCCUACUCGGAGAACGCGCUCAAGCCCCCCCUCGUCUCGGCCCCCCCAGACGACAACACCAUCUCCAACCUUAGCGUGUCCACACGCCCGGUGAUGGAAGGGCUUCUCGACAACAGGGGGGAGUCAGGGGGAUGCGAACAUGUUCUGUCCCAACCGCCCUAUCCGACUGUUCCGCUGUGCAUAUCCCCACCCCACCUCCCGACUUAA
This is a messenger RNA of Phytomonas sp. EM1, 1425 nucleotides long. NCBI's taxonomy places the organism in Eukaryota, Euglenozoa, Kinetoplastea, Trypanosomatida, Trypanosomatidae. The record is from the annotation of a GenBank genome assembly.